UUGAAGGAGGACAGAGAGGCAAUCCGUGAAGGCGAACAGAUGUGAUCCGGACUACGAAAAGAGAACACGUUGCAGUUAAAGACGGAGAACCUUUGAGACUGCGAAUAUGUGGCAACCCGCGUCGGAGCGAUUGCAGCACUUUCAGACCAUGCUGAAGACCAAGCUCAAUGUGCUGACGCUGAGGAAGGAGCCGCUGCCCACGGUGAUCUUUCACGAGCCUGAGGCCAUCGAGCUCUGCUCCACCACUCCGCUCACAAAGGGCAGGACCCAUGCUGGAUACAAGGUGGCCUACCUGGGUAAAGUGGCGAUCUCCGGGACCCAGUUUCUGUCGGGCUGCACAGAGUCGGCAGUGGUGGGUCUGGUGGAGGGUCGUUCCCUCGCCCACCAGCAGGGCACCUACCCCGAAAGCAACUCCCUGCUAGAGAUCCGUCCCUUCCAGGUGCGUCUUCACCACCUGGAUGAGCACGGCGAGGCCUCGGUAACCAUGGACACCUACCAGGUGGCACGGAUCGCUUACUGCACGGCCGACCACAGCGUCAGAUCCAACGUAUUUGCCUGGAUCUACCGGGAGAUCAACGACGAUCUGUCCUUCCAGAUGGACUGCCACGCUGUUGAGUGCGAGAGCAAGCUCGAGGCCAAGAAGCUGGCGCACUCCAUGAUGGAGGCUUUCCGCAAGACUUUCCACAGCAUGCGCAGCGACGGACGCAUCCACAAGAGUGGCUCGUCAGACGACUUUGCUGAGGACUCGUCCAGCCCUGAAGACUCGACCCCAGACGACGGUUGAACUGGAACUCGCCUAAACUCCCGAUGCCCAUCCUAACAGAGCGAGGGGGUUACUGGAAGGAUGGACAGAUUACCUGCUCUCUCUCUCAUUCUCCCCCGACCACCCUUUCUGUUGCCAAUUUGGAACAAAAUGAACUGACCCUGUGAACCAACACGUCCAGUAUAAUGAAGUAGCUUUUAAAUACUGUAAAGGGAAGGUGUAUGAAAAAGGAGUUACAAAAGACUCACAUUUACAUCCAGGGAUAUCAAAGUGCUGCCACUUUGAAUGAAUGGCCCUCAAAGACCCUUUGGGGUCCUUCUCAAGCACCUCGGUAAACGCCCUCCAGAGAUUGACUCGACAGUUCCAUCUUUAUUUUCAACCACUGUGUCACACCUGCACUCAGCAGCGACAGAGUUUAGUCCCUGUUCUUCUGACCCCAGCUCAUGACAACCUACUGCUACUCUUGCCAUGGAGGGACCCAGCAGAAAUAGGCCUGUGACUUAUUUCGGGGUCCCAACCCAGAGUUUAUGAGACUGUUGGAGCACAUAAAUUCUUUAGAUGUUUAAUUAUGUGGAUCUCUGUUACAAUGCCUUCGACCUUGGUAAUAGCAAAUUAGGAUGUGAAAGAAAAGAUAAGCCUUUAAGCACUAUUCAUAUCAUCACUAUGGUACCUUAGUCCAACCCCGAAAUUAUUUGCCGGCAUGGCUGUUACUCGUGUGGACAAUGGAGCCCGAGCUUCUACAGCUGUCUCUGUUUAAUAGGUACUUAAAGAUUCAGAGUAUUCGUAUGGCCACCGGGAGAAUAUAGGUGCUACAUAGAUGCUACAUUUUAGAAGUUCUCACUGGGCUGAAAGCCUGGGACAGUCUGCGACACCUUAAUCAUCCACUUCUGUUUUGAGUAUACCAAAAUUCAGGCUGGAUUCUGCCUGUCAGAUUAUGUGCCUCACUUUCCUCUCACAUUAGUUUGGUCUCUUACCCAGGUCCCCGUGUGGCCAUGUGUGCGUGCCAACCUUCUUUCUUUUUUCUUUUUUUUCUGUGUAGGUGUAAUUACUUACUUCUGUACUUUGUGUAUAUGAAUGUACACAUCAAUGAGUGUGUGUGUGUGUGUGUGUGUGUGUGUGUG
Messenger RNA from Cyclopterus lumpus (lumpfish), 1884 nucleotides. RefSeq names its product phosphotyrosine interaction domain containing 1 (gene pid1). The transcript has 3 exons. Lineage: Eukaryota; Metazoa; Chordata; Actinopteri; Perciformes; Cyclopteridae. Gene Ontology annotation, cellular component: cytoplasm. The coding region runs from base 107 to 784 and encodes 225 amino acids. Gene Ontology annotation, biological process: regulation of mitochondrial membrane potential; negative regulation of insulin receptor signaling pathway; negative regulation of D-glucose import across plasma membrane. The record is from RefSeq and is a predicted model, not a curated record.